This is a messenger RNA of Oryza brachyantha (malo sina), 1657 nucleotides long. RefSeq names its product GDSL esterase/lipase At5g45950-like. The transcript has 5 exons. The record is from RefSeq and is a predicted model, not a curated record. Lineage: Eukaryota; Viridiplantae; Streptophyta; Magnoliopsida; Poales; Poaceae. The coding region runs from base 12 to 1439 and encodes 475 amino acids. Gene Ontology annotation, molecular function: hydrolase activity, acting on ester bonds.
CAUCCAUCGCCAUGCACGCAGUCUCUUGUCUUCGGAGCUUGGGAAGCAACCGUGCAAAGCAAAGGCAGUCCAUGAGGAGGCUAGGGGUGGCCCUGGCGGCGUUGCUCGUCGUCGCAUGCCAGUUAUCCCUGGUAACAAUGGCGGCGGCACAGCUUUCGCCGCCACCGCCACCGGAUGAACAGUACGAAGAUCCGCCCAUGGUUGGGCUCCCGGUGACAUCGCCGCCACCGGGGGAAUACGACUCACCGGAGUCGCCGCUCCCGGAUUCCCCGCCGUCGCCGGAACCUGAAACGCCGGAGCUAGCACCACCAACGCCGUCACAGCAGCAGCAGCAGCAGCCGUGGCAGGCUCCAUUGCCACCAAGGAGGGAGCCGGCGCCGCCACGGACGGUGGUGCCGCCCCAGGAGCCGGCUUGGUCUUCAACGCCGCCGCCGCCGGCAACGAGGGUGAUCAACUACACGGCCACCGGCUGUACCACCAUGCUGGUGUUCGGUGACUCGACGGUGGAUCCCGGCAACAACAACCGGCUGCAGACGGCGGUGAAGGCCAACUUCUUGCCGUACGGCGUCAACUUCCUCGGCGGCAGACCCACCGGCCGGUUCAGCAACGGCCGGCUCAUCACUGACAUACUCGCGGAAAAACUAGGCAUAGCGAGGAGUAUUCCAGGAUUCCGUGACGCAAGGUUGAGGUCAGGACAGCUGAGGAGGGGUGUGAGUUUUGCAUCAGCAGGUUCUGGGUAUGACGAGACCACUGCCAGGAGAUCGAAUGCACUGUCAUUUCCCAACCAAAUAGAGGAUCUUUGGCUUUACAAAAGGAACCUGCAGAGAUUAGUUGGGCGAAGAAGAGCAGAACAACUUGUCAGGAGGGCUACAUUCGUCGUAAGUGCUGGCACAACAGAUCUGCUUUUUCACUACCUUGCCUCAAACCAGUCAGCAGUAGAGAGUGGCCCACUGUACGAAAACCAACUGAUAACACGCGUUGCUAACUACACCCAGGUGAUGGCAACACUUGGAGGAAGGAGAUUUGUCUUUGUUGGAGUGCCCCCAAUUGGGUGUUUACCUAUUGUUAGAACCUUGCUAGGCACAGGUACAACCAGAUGCCAUGAAAACAUGAACUUGCAGGCAACCUCAUUUAAUGACAAACUAGUUGAAGUGGUGCGUCUUCUAAAGAAUCAACCAGAUAUCAGGGCUACAUUUAUUGAUACUUAUACAAUCAUUGGCAAGGCAACGAUAAACCCCAAUAACUAUGGUCUGACAGAAACAUCAAGAGGUUGCUGUGGAACAGGAGUUAUUGAAGUUGGGCAAACAUGCAGAGGCCGAAAAACAUGCACACAUCCCAGCAAGUACAUGUACUGGGAUGCUGCCCACCACACGGAGAGGAUGAACCAAAUUAUCACAGACGAAGCGAUAAUGAACUCAAUUGGAGAAAUUUAUGUCUAGCUCACGAUUGUGUAUUCAGAUUUACAGCCCGAUGUCAAUUUAGCAUCCUGAUUCGCUGUGGUGCAUAUGAGCAUAUCGAACAAUCAGUACAAGAGAUUGAUUUUUUUUUCAUAUAAAUAUAUGCUGUCCGUGGGAGAGAGUGUUACAUCAUAGGCCAGGAGCUAUGACGUCAACAGAAGCAACCAUCUAUUCUACUUUCACUUUGUUUUAUAAUUUUA